GAAAAGCUCCCCGCCAACCUCAAGAAGAUCGUCGGCGCGUUCCAGAUGGUGCCCGAUCCUAUGCAGCGGUACAAACAGCUCCUCUUCUUCGCGGCGAAGCUGAAAGGGUUCGACGAGAAGGAUAGGGUGGAGGACAACAAAGUCCAAGGGUGCGUGUCGCAGGUGUGGGUCGUGCCGAGGAUGGGAGAGGACGGCCUCGUGUACUUCACCGCGGACUCGGACUCGCAGCUCACGAAGGGGCUGGCGGCGCUGCUGUGCGAGGGGCUGAGGCGCGUUCUCGCGCCGAAAGAGAUCAUGGCGGUGGAGCCGGACUUCGUCGAGCUGCUCGGGUUGGGGCAGUCGCUGACGCCGUCGCGGACGAACGGGUUCAUGAACAUGUUGCGGUUGAUGCAGAAGAAGACGUUGGAGUGUUACAUGGAG
Messenger RNA from Micromonas pusilla CCMP1545, 420 nucleotides. RefSeq lists its product as uncharacterized. The annotation marks the transcript as partial. The transcript has 2 exons. NCBI's taxonomy places the organism in Eukaryota, Viridiplantae, Chlorophyta, Mamiellophyceae, Mamiellales, Mamiellaceae. The record is from RefSeq and is a predicted model, not a curated record.